AUGUUUCACAUAAAGUCGGAGAUAUUAAAAUAUGUGGAUCCAACAGGAACCUAAUGUCAAUGAUAUUGCUUGUUUUAAAGAUAACCCAUGCAGAAUUACUGUGCAGCACGACGCAAUAAUUUACAUCCCCAUCGCUUCCCACGGGGUUACGUCGGUCUGAAUGACGUAGUUUGAGAGAAGAUUGCGCCAUUUUGAAAGUGGAUGGACGGAAGGAAUCGGGAGUGGAGUGUAGUGAGAGGGGAGUGAGCGUGAGGGAGGCGAGCAGGGAACCAGCCCCGGUCGCUUUUUUGCAUCGCUGUCCACCUCCGUUCCUUGCGGUAAUCACACUUAUCGUAGCCGGGCGAAAAUUGGAAAGAUCCAGGCCCUAGACCGCGACAGAGACUCUCACUCACCAUGGCAGGAGUGGGCGGGGCUGGCGGCGACGUGCAGUGGUGCUUCUCGCAGGUGAAGGGGGCCAUUGAUGACGAUGUGGCCGAAGCUGACAUCAUCUCUACUGUGGAGUUCAGCCGUUCGGGGGAGCUGCUAGCCACAGGGGAUAAGGGCGGCAGAGUCGUCAUCUUCCAGCAGGUCCCAGAGAGUAAGAGUCAGCCUCAGUGCCGGAGCGAGUACAACGUCUACAGCACCUUCCAGAGCCACGAGCCCGAGUUUGACUACCUGAAGAGCUUGGAGAUCGAGGAGAAAAUCAACAAGAUCCGAUGGCUGCCCCAGAAGAACGCCGCACAUUUCCUGUUGUCCACAAACGAUAAGACUAUAAAGUUGUGGAAGAUCAGUGAACGAGACAAGAGGCCUGAGGGGUACAACCUUAAAGAGGAGGACGGGCGCUACAGGGACCCCUCGACCGUCACGACGCUAAGGGUGCCUGUGUUCAGACCCAUGGAUCUGAUGGUGGAGGCCAGCCCCAGGCGCGUGUUCGCCAACGCACACACCUACCACAUCAACUCCAUCUCCGUCAACAGCGACCACGAGACCUACCUGUCCACCGACGACCUGCGUGUCAACCUCUGGCACCUGGAGAUCACCGACCGCAGCUUCAACAUCGUGGACAUUAAGCCUGUCAACAUGGAGGAGCUGACGGAGGUGAUCACGGCGGCGGAGUUCCACCCAAACCACUGCAACACCUUCGUCUACAGCAGCAGCAAGGGCUCCAUCCGGCUGUGCGACAUGCGGGCCUCCGCACUCUGCGACAAGCACUCCAAACUGUUGGAGGAGCCGGAGGACCCCAGCAGCCGCUCCUUCUUCUCGGAGAUCAUCUCGUCCAUCUCAGACGUGAAGUUCAGCCACAGCGGCCGGCACCUGAUGACGCGCGACUACCUGUCCAUCAAGAUCUGGGACCUCAACAUGGAGAACAGGCCCGUGGAGACCUACCAGGUUCACGAGUACCUGAGGAGCAAGCUGUGCUCCCUGUAUGAGAACGACUGCAUCUUCGACAAGUUUGAGUGCUGCUGGAAUGGGAACGACAGCGUGGUCCUGACCGGCUCCUACAACAACUUCUUCCGGAUGUUUGAGCGGGGCCAGCGGCGGGACGUGACCCUGGAGGCGUCCCGCGAGGGCAGCCGGCCGCGCUCGCUGCUCAGGCCGCGCAAGGUGUGCGCUGGCGGAAAGCGCCGGAAGGACGAGAUCAGCGUGGACAGCCUGGACUUCAGCAAGAAGAUCCUGCACACCGCCUGGCACCCCAGCGACAACAUCAUCGCCGUGGCCACCACCAACAACCUCUACAUAUUCCAGGACAAGCCCAACUAGAGCCUGGAGAGCACCGAUCUGCGUCCUACACCCGCCCCCCUCUUUACCCCGCCCCCUCAUGACUCCUCCCCCGGGUCUCAGCCCCUCCCUCUGAAGAGCGGAGGGAGACGGGCGCGCUCCCUGGGUCUCAGCCCCUCCCUCUGAAGAGCGGAGGGAGACGGGUGCGCUCCCUGGGUCGUCCGCCAGACCGCCUGCGCAGCACCUUUUCGAGAAGUGAAACGCAACGCGGCAAGAGUCGCUCAGAAGCAUCCCACUUCCUCUGAGUGGGGCCAUCCUGACCUUUUUUAAAAAAAAAACGAGUUUGUAUGUACACAUUUUGUUUUGCGGUCAAAUUCAGUCAUCGAAACGUUUUUAUUUCGCCUCCACGAUGGCACAGCCUUGGCCGGAGGCAUUAUGUUUUUGGGCUGUCCGUCCCUCCGUCUGUCCGUCCAUCCGGCCGUCUGUCCCAUCUGUCCAUCCCAUUCUCGUGAACGUGAUAUCUCAGGAACACCUUGAGGGAAUUUCUUCAAAUUUGGCACAAACGUCCACAUGGAAUCAAGGAUGAACUGAUUAGAUUUUGGUGGUCAAAGGUCAAAGAUCAAGGUCACUGUGACCUCACAAAAGACGUUUUUGCCUUGGCGGAGGCAUACAACCGCGAGGCGGUAUUACUAGUUUGUUUUUUUUUUUCCCUCCCCCGUUUUCUUUCCUCCUUACUGUCCAGUAAGUAACUCCACCCCCCUUCACAAAAACCCAAAGGCUUCCUUCUGAAGUUCUGGGCCAUCCCACACACUCCUUUUUUUAGACUUUUUGUAAACCGUGUAGGAAAAAUGUGGGAUUUUGCUGCCAAGUUUGUUCACUCCUACGCAAAAAGAAAGAGAGAGACCCUGACCUCAGUUGGUGGGUUGGUCUGUAUUUGUGAAGGCGUGGUCUAGGUGGAAUGAACAGGUGAGGACUCACAGGUGAGGUGGACAAGCUUCCUACCUGCGGCUCCUGGACAGAUGGACACUGGACGCCACUGGGUCGGUUUUAACGAUGGUGAGUGUGGCGCGCGUACCCUUUACCGCCCCCAACUUCCUCUAAACGUCCUGUACAUGAACGCCAAGCCGUCCAUGCACCCCUCCCCUCCCCUGCCCUGCCCCUGCUGCCCUCGGAGCACUGGAGUGGAGGAUCCCACACGUGUGUGACGUGUCACUCCCCCGCCCGGGACACGCCCCAAUUCCCCCCCACCCUGGAGAGAUCGGCCGGCUGCUCGUCUGUGUUGGGCUGAAGUCAUUCUGCCCUUUCUUUUGAACUUUGUCCAGGGUUAUAGAGAAUAAUGUCCACCAGGAAAGGGUCUAAGAUGUUUAUCGUAUUUAUAAAUUGUAAAAAUUUCUCUCCUUGGAAUGGUUUCUUAUUUUUGUUUUUAAAGAAAGUUUUCUUUCUUUCUCUCUCUUAACCUCAGAAUGACAUGUACGUGUUAGGGAAUUAAUGUGCAGAGUUUAUUUUUGUAUAAUGGUGGAACAGGAGCAAGACACUGUAAUUACCCAUAGCCCUGUUCUACUGGAACAACAGUGAGAGACUUAUUACCCACAGCACUGUUCUCCUGGAACAGGAGCGAGAGACUAAUUACCCACAGCACUGUUCUCCUGGAACAGGAGCGAGAGACUAAUUACCCACAGCACUGUUCUCCUGGAACAGGAGCGAGAGACUAAUUACCCACAGCACUGUUCUCCUGGAACAGGAGCGAGAGACUUAUUACCCACAGCACUGUUCUCCUGGAACAACAGUGAGAGACUAAUUACCCACAGCACUGUUCUCCUGGAACAGGAGCGAGAGACUUAUUACCCACAGCACUGUUCUCCUGGAACAGGAGCGAGAGACUAAUUACCCCCAGCACUGUUCUCCUGGAACAGGAGCAAGAGACUAAUUACCCACAGCACUGUUCUCCUGGAACAGGAGCGAGAGACAAAUUACCCACAGCACUGUUCUCCUGGAACAGGAGCGAGAGACUUAUUACCCACAGCACUGUUCUCCUGGAACAGGAGCGAGAGACAAAUUACCCACAGCACUGUUCUCCUGGAACAGGAGCCGAGACUGUAAUUACCAGUUACCAUUAUUGUUGGUUAAUCAUAAUACAAUCCACUGAAAUUAGAGCCGAUAGAUUAGAGCCGGUUAGAGCAGAUUGUCCUAUGCAGUUACAUUACGAAACCAGACAAAAUGAAAGAAAGCUAAAUAAGCUAUGCUUCACCAUUGCGUAGUUAAACCUAAAGACCUAAAGGGCAGCCCUGCUCUAGCUGUUGAAUGAUUCUACUAAUUAGCAGCUCCACAAGCUGUCUAGCUGUUGAAUGAGGUGUGCUUUAUUAGGGUUGGAAUGAAAACCUACAGGACGCUAGAUCUCCAGGAACAGGGUUGGGCAGCCCUGCACUAGCUGUUGAAUGAGGGGUGCUUUGUUAGGGUUGGAAUCAAAACUUACAGGACGCUAGAUCUCCAGGAACAGAGUUGGGCAGUCCUGAUAUAAGGCAUUUGUGUGAUAUGCGUGUGGCAUUAAUGCAGUUAAUUAUUGAGGUUUGUAAAGGUGGCAGUGUCGCUCUGUUGUUGGAAAGGGUUAAAGGUUGCAUGUGUGAGCUGCUCCAUUUUAACGUGCUGGAUGUAGGAUUCGGCCAGAUGCCCGUCUAAAAGCCCUCUGUGAGCACGUCAUUACCACGUCCUCUGAAGUAUUCAUUUCCACACCUGUCACCUGAGCCCUUUGGAACAGCCAGAUAAAAAUCUGUGAGCUGGGGAGUGUGUGAGGCAGCACACGUAAGACUGGCCUCAGCUGUGCCAAGCUUCUGACUGGAACUCUGUGCAAAAGAGCACCAUAGCUAACUUAGCAGUGUGAGGUAAUGUUCUAAAAUUAGGACAAAUCCAGUCUUCAUCUUUUUGCAGGAACAUGUUUAAGAUUGUUCCUCCACACACAGACAGCCACAUACAACCUUUAUUAUGCUAGAGUGGUGUAAACUGUCUUUGAGUCUGGAGAUAAAGGGAAAAAAGAAGGAUUUAUAAUGUUUGUAGAGGCAUGGAAAAGCCCAGUUCGGGAGCAGACGAGAGAGAGACCAGGGCUCACUGCUGUGUUCCUGUGGCAUGACCACACUUCCUGCUCUUGACCAUCCUCUUCACGUUCCUAACAUUGAAAGUUCUCUCUGCUGUUGAAGCUGAAGUUAUGCUUUGUGUCUUGAGAAUGUUCCCUAGGGGGUGUGACCAAUGAGAGUAUGGGUGCACUUGUUUACCGACACGCCCCACCCCUGGCCACGGGACGGGAGGAGAACGGGAAGUGCAUGGCAUCGCUGCCGCAUCAGAGGGCCCAGUUUAAAUCGAGUGAAAAUUCCGCCUAAUUGGUGCACCCUAUAUUUGGCAGGACACACCUCCUCAUGAAUAUUCAUGAACUUAAAUGCUACAGAGGAUGGAUGCUGUGAACAUCUGACCAUCCAGGUUCAAGAAAAUUGGGGCACUUCUUUGCUGGUUGGGAGCUGAGCAGCCAUAGGCUGCAAAGCUCUGUUGUAUUUUCCCAUCCAUUUGUACUGGCUUUAAUCUGCAGGAAAUGUUUUCUCUCUCAGCCAGCCUUGCAGGCUGAGCUCUGAUUCUGAGGAAACUGAAGAGCGGAGGUCUGGACCCUCGCACCCUCCUGACAGACAGAAAGGACGCAGGCGUGGUGAGUGCUAGACUCCUGCCACUGGCGUUCUGCACACUGCUGCGGCCCAGGGCCACUCCUGGUGCGUUCGGACGGACGGCGACUGGAGUAUUAACAGGGACAGUCCUGGAGUGACUGACUGCUUCUGUCCAGGCCAUCCUCCCCCCCCCCCCCCCC
Messenger RNA from Anguilla anguilla (European eel), 5542 nucleotides. Its product is annotated as serine/threonine-protein phosphatase 2A 55 kDa regulatory subunit B alpha isoform-like. Bases 394 to 1740 code for a protein of 448 amino acids. Gene Ontology annotation, biological process: peptidyl-serine dephosphorylation. NCBI's taxonomy places the organism in Eukaryota, Metazoa, Chordata, Actinopteri, Anguilliformes, Anguillidae. Gene Ontology annotation, cellular component: cytosol; protein phosphatase type 2A complex. The record is from RefSeq and is a predicted model, not a curated record. Gene Ontology annotation, molecular function: protein phosphatase regulator activity; protein binding. The transcript has 10 exons.